Messenger RNA from Blepharisma stoltei, 1053 nucleotides. Lineage: Eukaryota; Ciliophora; Heterotrichea; Heterotrichida; Blepharismidae. The record is from the annotation of a GenBank genome assembly.
AUGAUUAUUUUAGGGAUCACAGGGACAUUAUGCUCUGGUAAGCGAACUGCGGCUGAAUAUCUUCAAAUGUGCUAUGGAUUUAAGCUACUGGACUUAGAAAGCGACAGAUGGGAUAAGCUGGCAAAUCAUUCAAGUAAUUUUCAAUUAGAGGAUGAUUAUGACAGUGAAGAAAUCUAUAGAGAAGCUAACGCGAAAUUUGCCUUGAAGACUACAGAUGAAAAUAUAGCUGUGAAUUAUGUGGUGUAUCCGAUAACUCUUCCAGAAGAAUUAAAUAUCUUCCGCGCAAAAACGAAUUUUAUCUUGCUAGGAAUCGAUGCACCUGCAUUAAAACGAUUUGGAUUUUACAAUGUAAAAUACAUUAAAAGAAAAUCUCCGUUAGCUGCAUUUUUAGAAGUUGAUGAUAAAGUAAUAACUAUAUAGAUCAGCUAUGGACUCAAUGGAUACCCAGCUUACGUUUAUGAAUGCUUAUACUCAGCUGAUAAAAUCAUUCUAAAUAGGGGCGACAAAGACGAGUUAUAUAAUGAAAUUCGAGCGCUAGACAUAUUGAACCCUGAACACCUCAGGCCAUCCUGGGACACUUAUUUCAUGAGACUAGCCGAAAUGGCGGCCACCCGAACGAACUGUAUGAAAGGAGGCACAGGCGCGAUAAUAGUCAAAGAAAACAGAAUUAUUUCAACUGGAUAUAAUGGGACACCAACUGGAAUCCCCAACUGCUACGAAGGAGGAUGCGAAAAAUGCAAUUCAGAUAUAGAAACUCCUGAAAACCAAGAAGACUGCAUGUGCGCGCAUUCUGAGCUAAAUGCUGUACUGCUAGCAGGGAAUGGAUCAUGCAAAGGUGCAACUAUUUAUUCUACUGUUUUCCCAUGCCUGCUGUGCACAAAAGCUAUAAUUCAGUCAGGCAUCACAAGGCUGGUAUAUGGAGAAGAGAUGGCGAAUUUUGAAUUAAGCCAACAGUUCUGUGCACAUGUAGGAAUUGACGUGGAAAAGCAUUCACCUGUGGUUCCAGCCCCUAUUAGUAGUGCCCAAAUGGGUAAUGGGUCUCAGAUGUUUUAA